Belonocnema kinseyi is the source of this 1147-nucleotide messenger RNA. Its product is annotated as ester hydrolase C11orf54 homolog. Gene Ontology annotation, molecular function: hydrolase activity, acting on ester bonds; zinc ion binding. The coding region runs from base 166 to 1125 and encodes 319 amino acids. NCBI's taxonomy places the organism in Eukaryota, Metazoa, Arthropoda, Insecta, Hymenoptera, Cynipidae. Gene Ontology annotation, cellular component: nucleus. The record is from RefSeq and is a predicted model, not a curated record. The transcript is spliced from 7 exons.
GACACGUUGUAAAAUUGUAUUAUUAUUGACAGUUCUAAAUAAAUAGAACAAAUUGACACUUCGAUUAUUCCGGUCAUUCCCCAUUCCCGAGAGAUUUCCCACUAAAAACAAAGAGACGUACUUACCAGUGAAUUAAAACUGUCACAAUCAACCAUUUCGAACAUUAUGGCUGCUUUGGACUCAACGAAGUUGAAAAUAGACAGCAGAACUUUAUACCGGCCACCCUUGGAGGAACUCAAAACAGUUUUCAGCGAAGCUCUUGCAACAAAUUUUGCUGAAUUCUCAGUAGAAAUCGUAGACUCACCGGACCUGAAAGAAAAACCCUUCACUCUAGCAGCUUCUGGCUUGGGUGGAAAGCCAACUAUAUUAGAAGUUGGUGGCCCUUCAUUUUUACUUCCUCUUGUGCAGAGGGAAAAAGUUUACGAUAUUAAAACUUUGGCCCCUCUCGUGGGCCAUGGAGACAAAUCAUUAGUGAUAGGAGCUGGUGGUGGCCCUUGGCCUUAUAUAAACAGCAACUGCGAGCUGAUGACGAACGUGCUUUUGGAUAAACCAGAACCUUCAGAAAGCUCCCGAAUGUCUUUUGUCGAUAAAAGCAAUAGAGCGUGUGUAUUACAAGUUUUACCUGCAAACGAAACUCGUUUCGCACUUUUAGCAAAUUUAUUUUUAAGUGAAGGCAAACCAGGAAAGGUGUUAAAAGUUUAUGCCAAAAAACGAACUGGGGAGAAUGAUUUUAUAGCUACGAUGCAAAAAGCUCUAGCAAUUCGUUACACAGAUAAACUUGUUGGUUUAGGUGGAACUUUCCUGAUAAAAGAAGGAAAAGCGAAGCAGCACGUGAUGCCAGAUUUUUCCAAGACUCCCUUAAGGACCCCAGCGGAUCUUGACGAUUGGCUCCAUUUUUACGACAUGUCCGCUCCGCUAAUUGCGGUUGGCACUUUUGUGUCUGCCGAGACUGACUUGGAUCUCAGGGUUCAGCAUUUUCAUAGCUUUUCUCAUCAUGGCGAAGGAGGCCAUUACCAUAUCGAUACAACUCCUGAUAUUGUGGAAUAUUUGGGUUAUUUCACUCCUGGUGAAAUUUUGUAUAGAGCUGAUCAACCUUUGUCUGCAACGAGUUUUGGAAAGGACUAAUCUUUUAGGUCAAUUUUUAUAA